Messenger RNA from Exophiala aquamarina CBS 119918, 807 nucleotides. RefSeq lists its product as uncharacterized. Gene Ontology annotation, cellular component: mitochondrion. Lineage: Eukaryota; Fungi; Ascomycota; Eurotiomycetes; Chaetothyriales; Herpotrichiellaceae. Gene Ontology annotation, molecular function: oxidoreductase activity. The record is from RefSeq and is a predicted model, not a curated record. The coding region runs from base 1 to 807 and encodes 268 amino acids. The transcript is spliced from 2 exons.
AUGCCUGAGCAAGAUAGAACAGGUGAACCCAAAGAUCAGGCUACUGAGAUUGAGCCUUUCAAGAGAUGGGGUCAAUACAUUGAUCUAUACAUCCCCAACAUCGACGUUGUGGGCGGAUUCACAAUAACCUCCCCUCCACAAGCGUCCUCUCAAGUCCAAGAAGACCCGCAUAUCGAAUUGGCAAUCCAGAUCUCACCGGACAACCCUCCUGCUGCAUUCUUAUGGCGACCGGCUUCAGAAAUUCUCAACUCAACCGUCUCUUUCAAGGUCGGUGGAAAUUUCGUAUAUCCACCUCUGAGCUUGGACCGGAGUGAAUGUGAGGAAAUCGAUCGGGUGGUCUUCGUCGCUGGAGGGGUCGGGAUCAAUCCAAUCAUGAGCAUGAUAUCUACCUUGGAUGAAGUGGGCACGUCCCAAACACGUGGCGGUAUGGUCAAGAGCGUGAGAGUUUUGUACACAUCACGAAGGGAGACGGAUUCAAAAGGCCAAGCAGCAGAAAUCCUCUUCGAAACACGAUUGAGGGGCAUAGCCCAUAAAUGGGAACGGCACGAGCAUGUCGACUACAGAUAUUCCUUCUUCGACACAAGUGGUCAGACCGGCACUGGGCAAUCCACGCCCAAUAAUAUGUCGACCUAUGCCAGGCGGAUAGCGAAGGAAGACCUAUUCGAAGCACUUGGGCCAGAGGCCGGUCGAGCCAACACCGUCGUCUAUGUCUGCGGGCUUCCCACCAUGACAGACGAAUUCGUCGACCUGCUGCGCCUCGCACCUGGGAUGGAUGAGAAGAGGAUCUUGUGUGAGAAAUGGUGGUAG